Messenger RNA from Schizophyllum commune H4-8, 1287 nucleotides. RefSeq lists its product as uncharacterized. The record is from RefSeq and is a predicted model, not a curated record. NCBI's taxonomy places the organism in Eukaryota, Fungi, Basidiomycota, Agaricomycetes, Agaricales, Schizophyllaceae. The transcript has 4 exons. The coding region runs from base 1 to 1287 and encodes 428 amino acids.
AUGUCGACUACGGGUCGCAAGCGCCAAAAUGAUUGUCCGGACGGCUCCCGCGACGCCAAGCUACCGAAAUUGGACGUCUCGACCGUAGAUUGGCCAGCCUUCUUCAAAGACGCAGCCAAUCAGGCGUCUGUGAACAGAUUUUUCGACGAGCCAAAGGACAGCAAGAAGUACUAUGCUCUGCGCGUCGUCCGAGUGCGCGAUAGGGACCUCGAAAGAAAGAUUGAGCUCAAGGCGAUCAGCACUGAGGUCGUCGCUGGACAGAAGCGACAUCUUUCUAUAUAUGUCUACUUCGACGCUGCCUGCUUGGCAUCCCUCCGCGAGCGAGACAUAACGAUAAAACCGCAAGACGAGAUAUACCUGUCCCUCAAGGAUGCUCGCCGAGCGAAGUUCGAGUCCGACGACUCACCGGUGCUGCAGUACCACACCAACGUGAUCUACCAGUACAGGAGUUGUGCUGACCAGCGGCUUUGUGGGAAGGUCGUUAACACCGCGGACUGGUUCAACAAGUUCGCCUCAUCGCAAUCCCUCGAGUCCGAUGAUAUGGAUGUCGAUGAGGUCGCCGACGACCGGACAACAUUAGCACCUGCUGCACCUAGCCACGAAGAGUCAUUGUCGGCGCGCACUCCGACGCGGUCGAAUACCACUAAAUCCAUGCCGACACCGCCAAAUACCGUAUGCGGUUCAAGCCCCGUCAACGCACCCUCCGUUCUGCGUGCCGAACCUGAACCCGAACCUGUCGCCAGUGAACAGCUUGAGCAUGCCCCUCAACGAGACAGUAAGCAGGGGACCGCCGGGUCGAAAGCCAAGUCCAAGCAGAAGAAGCCGAAGCCAGCGCCACCGGCCGAGGAGCCGCACGAAGGUGUUGAGAAACUCAGCAAGGGCCAGAAGAAGAAGAGACAGGAAAAACGGAAAAAGCAAAGAAUCGCGGCAGAAUCACCAAAUCAGGGCUCUGCUCCAGCGACCGCGGAACCGUCACCGAAGCCGGUAACGGUAGCUACGCCGACCAUACAGCCGGUGCAGUCUGUAUCUGCUGGUCCAGCUACACCAACCCCAGCUCCACCUGCGACACCUGCUACCUGGCCCCCGCCUGGUGGUCAGAUCAUCCAACUCACCGCACCGGGUGAGGAGGAGGGCUCGACUGUGCUUACUACUGGGCGAGGAGAGAGAUACAUAGCUCUCAACACAGUCGAAAACAAGCCUGCAGGCGAGCUCUGGUCCGUCAUCGGGAUAGUCGAGUUCGCGAAGGAUGUCAAGCAGACCAAAAUGGGAGGCGAGUCGUCGCACUAG